This is a messenger RNA of Abrus precatorius (Indian licorice), 627 nucleotides long. RefSeq lists its product as uncharacterized. The transcript has a single exon. The record is from RefSeq and is a predicted model, not a curated record. NCBI's taxonomy places the organism in Eukaryota, Viridiplantae, Streptophyta, Magnoliopsida, Fabales, Fabaceae. The coding region runs from base 1 to 627 and encodes 208 amino acids.
AUGUCUUCUUCCAAGCUCAGAAGGGCAUGUUCCUUCACCAGCCUACUCCUUAGCUGUUUGAAUUUUGCUUUGUUUAUCCUUUCUGCUGCUUCAUUUGCACCCACUAUUCUCCUUAAGAUGCCUCCAACUUCAUUUGGCAUGGCAUUCCUUAUGGUUUCUGGCUUCUCACUCCUCUCAUCUUUUGUGGGCUUCUACUCUCAGCUCACAUACUUCUGUUUUCUCACCCACAUUUCCCUUCUACUAGCCUCACUGAUAGGACAAGUGCUAAGCAUAUUAGCUUUGUUUACAAAAGAAAAAGCAAGCAUCUCCCUUCUAAAGUCACCAAGGGACCCAAAAGAAGCUAAAUUUUUGGUAAAGCUGGAAUGUGGGGCUUUCAUGGCAAUGUGCAUGUUGCAGUUGGUGGUGUUGAUAUUGAGUUGUACAGUGCAUAGUUGCUGGGUGAAGGAUUAUGAGGAACUAGAGGCAGAGAAAGAGGCAUCAGCAAGGAAAAGGAGUAGAAGGAUUGCAGAAGUGCAAGAGGAAUGCAUGGCAAAUGCAACCAAGACUGCAGAAAUCAAAGGUAAGGAGUUGGAUGAGAAAGUGAAAAGCAAAUAUGGGCAGUGGGUGAAGACUGAUUUUGAACCAUGA